This is a messenger RNA of Spinacia oleracea (spinach), 471 nucleotides long. RefSeq lists its product as uncharacterized. The record is from RefSeq and is a predicted model, not a curated record. The transcript has a single exon. Bases 1 to 471 code for a protein of 156 amino acids. NCBI's taxonomy places the organism in Eukaryota, Viridiplantae, Streptophyta, Magnoliopsida, Caryophyllales, Amaranthaceae.
AUGGAUGCGUACUGUCUUGAACUAAAAACCCUAGCUGAUCAACUCGCCGGCGUCGGUGCUCUGGUCUCUAACAAUAGGCUCGUGUUGCGUCUCAUUGCUGGCCUUAAUGCCAACUAUCACGGUAUGGCAAUUAAUCUUUCUCGGGCAAAACCUUCGCCCUCUUUCACAGAGGCCAGAUCGAGUUUGUGUAUGGAGGAGAAGCACAAGGCCCAACAGGCCGAUUCUGGUGCUUCCCUUGACGGCGCCGCUCUCUUUGCUUCCAACCCUCACGAGGAUUCUGAUGGUCCGCCACCUUCUCCCCACCGAUCUAGCCAACCGCGUCGUGGAGGCCACCACGGUGGUCGGGGACACAACAAUGGUAAGAAGGGUGGUCGGGGCAAACAUAAAGGCGGUGGUAAUGGAGGCAGCAGCUCCGGGUCACAAACCGGCGGUGGACAACCGGUGCAGCAACAGUGGGGAUCCUGGCAGUAG